UAGCUCAUCACACCAGUCCACCACCCAUCCCCACUCUUUCUCCUCCACCGCCGAGCCUGAGAGUGGAGUGGCACUUGGAGCUCCCUUUCCUCCCAUGUCAACGCAGACAAAAAGAGCAGCCUCCUCCUCCUCCUACUCCUCAUCAUCAUCACCAAGUUUCCUCCUGCCCAUCGCCUUGGCCGUCCCUCGGAUAUAAACCAGCCGCACACAGGUUUCUCCGAAUCACAGAGAAGCGCAGCGGCCACCCUCUUCUUCCCACCCAAGAGCCUUCCCUGAGGUAUAGCACUCGCACCUAGCCAGCCAGCUACUGGCUCUUGUUUGUUUCCGUCUGUUUGUUGCUGCUGCUGCCUGUGUCUCGGUUCAAGAACCAAUUAGAUUCUGUAUGGAGACGCCGCCGGCCAACGGCAGGAAGCGCAAGUGUCCGCCCUCGGGCCUGGAGGACCUCCACGACGACAUGCUGGAGCGCGUCCUCGCGCGCCUCCCGCCGGCCAGCUUCUUCCGCCUCCGCGCGGUCUCCCGCCGGUGGCGCGCGGCGGCCGCGUCCCCGACCUUCCUCGACGCCUGCGCUGGCGUCCCCUCCCGCGACCCGUGGUUCCUCAUGCUCUCCGAGUCCGACCGGCCCCGCCUGGCCGUCGCCUUCGACGCCGCCGAACGCAGCUGGAACCACUGCCGCGCCGCGCCGGGGUCCAUGCCCGUGGCUGCGUCGGGCGGCCUCGUCCUCUACCGUGCGCCGGACACGGGCGCGCUCACCGUCGCCAACCCGCUCACCGGCGCGUCCCGCGCGCUCCCCGCGCCGCCGCAGGGCGGACAACAGCUGCAGGCUAUUGCCAUGUACUGCUCACCCUACCGCGUGGUUCUCUUCAUGGGUGAGCUCCCCGACCUGUCCAUGGCGGUGUUCGACUCGUCCAAGAACUCGUGGGAGGGCCCCGUGCCGCUUGCCCGCAAGUCCGAGGACUCGUCCCCAGACGCGCCGGUGCAGGGCGGCGACGGCGUCGACGACACGGUCUACUUCCUGAGCAAGUCCGGCAACGUGGUGGCCACCAACAUGCAGCGCAGCGCGUCGAAGCAGUACUCCUCGGUGGUCGUGCCGUCCUCCGAGCGCGGCGACGCCGUGGCUUACUUCCUCAGCCACUCGGGCACCGUCGUCGCCUGCGACACGGCGCGCCGCACGUUCACGGAGCUGCCCCGAAUCUUGCCCGUGUACUUCGAGUACUCCAUCGACGUCGUGGCGUGCGACGGCGCCGCCUACGCCGUCGUGCUCUCGGAGUACCUCGACACGGCGAGCCUGCGGGUGUGGGAGUUCGCCGAAGGCGCGUGGCGGCAGGUGGCCGCCAUGCCGCCCGCCAUGUCGCACGGGUUCUACGGCAAGAAGGCCGACAUCAACUGCGUCGGGCACGGCGACCGCGUCAUGGUCUGCGUGAGCUCUGACGACGCCAACGGCUGCUUCAUGUGCGACGUGAGCAGCAACCAGUGGGAGGAGCUGCCCAAGUACAUCAAUGGAGACGGAGAGGCCAACGAGUUUUUGGCCGCCUUCUCCUUCGAGCCGAGAGUGGAGAUCACCGUCUAAGUGUUUAUCAGUGUGUGACUACUGUGUUAAUUAAGGAGCGUAGUUUUGGUUUGGCUCCUUGCUUGUGUGAUUGAUUUCUUCAUGUGGAUCGUCUGUAUGGUCUGUUCCAGAGAUUUCAGGUUGUUUUUGCGAGAUUAAAUUUCAGAUUGUUUCGUGGUAGUAUUUACCAAGUCCUAAAGCUCUUUGUACUGACAAUUCUUUGAGUUCUUUGGAAGUUCAUGACUUUUGUGUCCAGUGCAAGCUGAAGUUCUAUGCCAUGGAGAAAGCAAAUGCAGUGUUGGGAACCUUCUCUUCAGAACAAGAAGUAAAAGG
Molecule: messenger RNA, 1879 nt
Organism: Phragmites australis (common reed)
Lineage: Eukaryota; Viridiplantae; Streptophyta; Magnoliopsida; Poales; Poaceae
Product: F-box only protein 13-like
Exons: 1
Coding region: 383-1567 (394 amino acids)
Molecular function (GO): protein binding
Source: RefSeq, a predicted model, not a curated record